This is a messenger RNA of Schistosoma guineensis, 3237 nucleotides long. NCBI's taxonomy places the organism in Eukaryota, Metazoa, Platyhelminthes, Trematoda, Strigeidida, Schistosomatidae. The record is from the annotation of a GenBank genome assembly.
AUGGACUAUUUGAUAAAAUCUUGUGAAAGUUUAGUCAACCCUACCUGCUCUAUUGAAUUUGAAAAACUUGUGGAAUUUGGCUUAACCGGAAUCGUCAUUCGCGAAUAUCAACUACAAGGAAUUAACUGGUUAAUAAAUUGUGAUUUACAAAGUCAUGGUGGACUAUUAUGUGAUGAAAUGGGUUUAGGUAAAACAUGUCAGGUUAUUUGUUUUAUUUUAGCUAUCAGUAAUUGGAAAUCUAAUGCUACUUUUUUAAUUGUAUCUCCACUUUCUGUUAUAGAAAAUUGGAGAUGUGAACUUCAAAAUAUUGCUCCUAAUAUUUCAUUCAUGACUUAUAUCGGUGACAAAGUAACACGUUCUAACUUACGAUCUAAUUAUAACAAAUCAAUUAAAAUCCUGUUAACUACUUACGAGAUAUGUAUUAAUGAUGAAGCAUUUUUUAAAACAUUCUAUUGGAAUUAUGUCAUUAUUGAUGAAGGGCAUCGUCUUAAAAACUCUAAUACUCAAUUGUAUUCAAUGUUAAAUGAGACAUGUCUAGGAAUUCGUUUUAUACUAACUGGUACACCAGUUCAAAAUAACUUAGAAGAGUUGUUCAAUUUACUGCAUUUUGUCGCACCUAACUAUUUCCAUGGAAAAUUACGUUCUACAUUUUUAACUCAUUUUGGCAAUGCAGAUAAAAAAGAUGAAACAGAUCAAGAUAUGGCAAAAAUUCUACGUCCAUUCCUUUUACGGCGUAUUAAACAAAAUGUCUUAACUGAUUUACCACCACGUGCAGAUAUUUUAAUCUAUCAUUCAUUAACUAGUUUACAAACACAAAUUUAUCGGGCCCUAUUAACACGAAAUGCAGAUUUAUUUCAAUCUAUUACUGGUCAACAUAAUAAUGAUCUACGUAUUCACAAUCGUUUACAGAACUUGAUUAUGAAUUUAAGAAAAUGUGUAAAUCAUCCAUAUUUAUUUGAUGGUAUAGAACCAGAACCAUUCACACUUGGUGAACAUUUAGUUCAAACCAGUUCAAAACUUUUUCUAUUAGAUCUUCUUUUACAAUUUCUAUAUAAUCCUAAUCAUUCUAAUUUGGAUAAAUCAUUUUAUUCUUCUAAUUCAAAACCUACACAUAAAGUUUUAAUCUUUUCUCAAAUGACUCGUAUGCUUGAUAUUAUACAAGAUUAUAUGACUUUAAGAGGUUAUAGUUAUGAACGUUUAGAUGGUUCAGUACGUGGUGAAGAUCGUUUUCAAGCUGUUAAAAGUUUUAAUGAAGAUCAAGAAACAUUUGUGUUUCUACUUAGUACUCGUGCAGGUGGUCAGGGUUUGAAUCUUGUCUCUGCUGAUACUGUUAUCUUUGUUGAUAAUGAUUUUAAUCCACAAAUCGAUGUACAAGCCGCUGGGCGUGCUCAUCGUAUUGGUCAGACCAAGCCAGUUCGAAUAAUAAGACUUGUUUGCCGGCAUACUGUUGAAGAAGCAAUAUUAUCUCGUGCAGAAACCAAAUUAAAAUUAGCAACUCGUGUAUUAAAUACGACAGAUUUAAAAAAUCUAGAAAAUAAAACUGAUAAACCGUUCACAUUCGAUGAGUUGAAUAAUGUUCUUAAAUUUGGAUUGGCUAAACUACUCAAGACAACUGAUAACGAUGUUGGCAACAAUGAUGAGGAUGACAAGAAAGUUAAUCUGAAUUUUACUCAAAUACUUGGUGAAACAGAUCAUGAAACAGGACACUGGUUACCAGUUCCUCCAUCAACCAUAAAUAAUGGCACCUUAGAAGAACAGAUAAAUUCUUGUGGUUGGGUGCUACUCACAAAUGAACCGUUUCACUGUGAACCUAGUGAAGCUGAUCAAGAAGCAGUUAAAAAGUUGCAACAAGACUAUGAAUUAACCAAAUCUAAAUUAAGCGUUGAAGAUGAUGAAUUGCUUGCAUCAGAAAAUAUUACAGGAUUUAGUGUAUCGAAUUCUACUUUCACCAAAUUGAAUAAGCAUCGCAAAAAGUUAACACCAGAAGAAAUUGAAGCUCGUAAUAAAAAGGCUGCUGAGAAUAAAGCUAAACGUGAAUAUAAACGAAAAGAAAAUGAAGCGAUUCGGAGCGCUGAACGUUUAGAAAGAAAACUUUCCUUGUGGCAAUCUGUUGGCUAUAAAACAUUCAGUGUGUUCCGAGAUGAAUCAACUAUAGCUAAAGUAAAUCAUUAUCCACAUCCUAAUCAUAGGGAUCAAUUCGAGAAUGUACUUGAUAAUGAUAAUGACUUCCGAGAUGAAAUAAGAAAUAACAUGGCAAGUGAAGAGUUUCCAUAUGGAACUGAUGCUGGAAUCUACUAUAAAAUUGGUGAUGCCUCUGAGCCACUUAGUAUUUUCUCAUUAAUGAAAGCUGCAAAUAAAAUUGAUGGUACACCACCAUAUUUUGUAUGUACUACUAUUGAUAACAGUGGUCAUUGGAGUCAUGGUGGAAUAUUUCGAGCUCUUGAUAAACGUAGUAAUAAUCAAAUCAAAGAUGCAUAUGAAUUAGCUGGUCAAAUGGAUGAUUUAAAUUUAGGUGAUUGUUUAAUUGUUCCGAUUGAGAAUCCUGACAAUUCAUCAUCUUUAUCAUCAACAAAAAAAGAAAUUAAAACUUUUAAUGACUAUUUAACCAACCAUCAUAACAAUAAUGAUAAUAGUGAUGGUGAUAGCACUAAACCGAUUGUCCAUAAUCAUUGGUCAAAUAAUUUUUCUGGCCUGUUAAUUGCUCAAAAACAUUCCAGUAAAACGUAUUCAACUGGUGAAGCUCCAGAUUUACAACUAAAUGCAUUAGAAAAAAGUUUAUGUGCUCUUGGAAUGGCUUGUGCACGUUUGAAAUUGUGCUCUGUUCAUAUUCCCCGAUUAGGGCAUGGAACUCAAGCAUUUACAUGGUAUAAAAUUGAAAGAUUAUUAAGAAAACAUCUUGUUGAUCAUCAUCAUAUUUCAGUAUAUGUAUAUUAUUAUCGUCCAGUUAAUGCAGAUAAUCAACAUUCAUCUGAUUCCUGUACAACAUCUACUGUUUCAUGUUCGUCUACAUCAACUAAAGAACCUUUUAAGUCUCUGAAACGAAAAAUCUCCUCUUCAGAAAACAAAAUUAAUUUUAACCAAAAUCUGGAAACUAUGCAACCAGCCAAAUAUUUGUAUAAUUUAUUUACAGGCAAAUCAUUCUAUAUUGACAAUUCUCUAGUUGAUGACAAUGAUGGUGAUGUGAAGAAGUUAAAACGAAUAAUCAUUGCAUAUCCUUUUUAUUUGUUCAUUAUUUAA